Molecule: messenger RNA, 1953 nt
Organism: Brettanomyces bruxellensis
Lineage: Eukaryota; Fungi; Ascomycota; Pichiomycetes; Pichiales; Pichiaceae
Exons: 1
Coding region: 1-1953 (650 amino acids)
Biological process (GO): mitotic G2 DNA damage checkpoint signaling; DNA replication initiation; mitotic DNA replication checkpoint signaling
Source: RefSeq, a predicted model, not a curated record
AUGCAGGCGGAAAAUGCACCGCAACUUCAGGGGCCGUUUUCAGGUGUCAAAUUUUCAAGCACUUCAAUCCCUUCCACAAUUAAGAAGGAGUUGAGAACAGAUAUUACAUCCAUGGGAGGUAUAUUUUUCGAUGAUUUGAUGGCAGAUGUCAACGUGCUCAUUGUGGGGGAUCAUGAUACCGAGAAAUACAAGUUUUGCGCCAAGAGAAGAUGUGACAUCAAGUUUGUUAAGGCGGAGGCUAUUUAUACACUCUUUGAUAAGUGGAAGCAGGGAGAAGACUUUGAUUCCUCGAUACUAGAGCAGUACAUUUCGCCAGUUUUCGACCGCAUUUCGAUCUGUAUGUCCAGGCUUUCGAAUGUGGAGGGAGAACUUUUCAACAAGGCGUACAUUUCAACUCUUAUCAAGGAUAAUAAGGGCACACCGACCGAAUCACUUCUCAUGUCGACAUCUUUUGUUGUGACGACAGAAAAAGCGGGCAAGCGGUUCGAGAAGGCUCUAGAAUGGGGGAUUCCGGUGGUCCACCCGAGGUGGGUGCUUGACAGUGUGAGGAGAGGGGCAAUUUUGGAAAGUACGUACUACGACAUCACGAAAAACGACCCCAGCAGUAUGGGUGAGGGCUCAUGCAUAGUAUGGGACCAAGUGCCUCCGGAGGAGUUUGAUUUGUACGAUACUUCGAACCCGGUGUAUGUGAAAAGCCAGCAAGCAUACCGGCACUCGAGUAUCCGGCAAAAAUACACGACGAGUGUCAAUAGUGGCGCAAACAACUUGCUUUCCGGUCUCUGCUUCCUGACGUACGGGUUUACGGAGGCCCAGAUGGCGAAACUGGGUGAGAUAAUCACACAGAAGGGUGGAAAUCUGGUGGAUUCGUACGAAAAUGCGGUCACUCACCUCCUGAUCCCAUCAAGCAUGCCGUUUAAAGCCGUUCCGGGCAGGCUCAAGCAGCUCAUCGGCACCCACGAUAUGGCGGUGGUCAACGAGUGGUUUUUGGACCGGUCACUUUUCUACAAACAGCUGAAAUUCGACAGCUGGUCAAUUCCUCGGAAUUUCACCAACCUGGACUUGAAGCUCAAGAUUAGCGUCAGUGGAUUUUCCGGAGUCGAGUUCUUCCACGUUUCUAAGCUUAUCGAAGUUCUUGGGUGUGAGCUGGUGGAAGUUUUCCAGCCCGACUGCAACCUUUUGGCAGUAAAUUUGUACUCUGUUGGACUGAAUAAGUCCAACUCUCCCAAGCUUUUCCAGUAUAAAUACGCAGACAUUCUCUCUUGCAGGCCGCACAGCCAGACUUCCAACAAAUCUACCAAGGCGAAGAUUAACGCGGCGAAAAAAUGGGGGAUACCGGUUAUUUCUCUGGCCUAUCUUUGGGAGAUAUCGGAGCAGGGAAAGCUGCCCAACUUGCUCGAUUAUCGCUGGUGCAUAUUUGGGCCUCGCAGCUCGAUUCCAGCCCACAAUUUCAUUGAGUAUGCACGUGGAGUUAAUGGGAAGGGGAAGGAUGAAGAUGCGAGGGGAAAUGAUGUGAAGAAGAAUGAAAUUGUGAGGGAAAAUGAAGAUAAUGUGAAGGAGAAUGGAAUUGUGAAGGAAAAUGAGGAUAAUGUGAAGCAAAAUGAAGAUAAUAUUAAGGAAAAUGAAGAUAAUGUGAAGAAGAACACCACAACUGCGCAAAAUGUAGAAGAUACACCCAGAAUCCCAUCUCCAAAGAAAAAGACCAAACGAAAAUGGCCUAGGCUUGUUGGAACAGCGUUGAAAUCGCAGUUGAAACUUGGUCCUCUCGCUUUACCAAGCUUCACAUCCAAGAAGAGUCUUUUGCAAGGCGCUUUUUCAUCAACUGACUUGAAAGAUGGGGGCCAAGAAGAAAAGGGUCAAAAAGAAAAGGACCAAAAAGAGGCUGACGAAUCUCAAGUUCCCGAAAUCAGGUAUGAUAUCUCACCUGUGAGGGCAAAGAGGAGAAGACGCAAGUAG